CCACGCGCGUUCUCUAUUGGGCGAUGUCUGGAGCGUCAACCCGGAAGUGGGGGGCGGGCGUGUUCCCCGCACGCACGUGGGCAGGCUGUCGGGUGCGGGGCGCGCGCCGGGUGUCUAGAUGUGUUCCAGGGCGGCAGGCCCCGCAGCUCCGGGGCCCGGCCGGGCGCCGGUGGCGGAGGAGGCGGAGAUGCCGGAGCUGUCUGACAGCAGCGGCGAGGAGGCCUGGGAGGACGAGGAGGACCUCGCAGAGCAGCAGACCCCCUGCCUCUUCUGUGAUCGGCUGUUCAGUUCUGCUGAAGAUACAUUUUCCCACUGUAAAUCGGUGCAUCAAUUUAAUAUUAGUAAUAUGAUCCAUAAGCAUGCACUUGAGUUUUAUGGAUACAUUAAGCUAAUAAACUUUGUUAGAGUGAAGAAACCAACUGCAGAAUACUUGAAUUCUCUCAGCAGCCCACUGCCUUGGGAGGAAGAGAAGUACUUGAAACCAGAGCUAGAAGAUGAUCUGUUACUUCAGUUUGACAUAGAGGAUCUUUAUGAUUCUACAAACAUCUCAUACCCCAAUGGAUUAAGUGAUAACACAGCGAUCCUCGAACAGUUGAAAUGUACAGAACACAGAGCAAAGCUUGCAGAAACAGCAUUAGCCAGAGCUCAAGAAGAUCUUCAGAAAAUGAGAGAAUUUGCACAGGAUUUUGUGAUGAACGCAGAUGUCGGAAGCAGCUUGUCGUCAUCUAGCGCCAUUGCGGAACUCCGGGAGGAUGAGGAUGGCGUUUACUUCAGUUCAUAUGGGCAUUAUGGGAUACACGAAGAGAUGCUAAAGGAUAAAGUGCGUACUGAAAGCUAUCGUGAUUUUGUAUACAAAAACCCACACAUCUUCAAGGGCAAGGUGGUUUUGGAUGUUGGCUGUGGGACUGGAAUACUCUCCAUGUUUGCUGCCAAAGCAGGUGCGAAGAAGGUGAUUGGCGUUGACCAGUCUGAAAUAGUUUAUCAGGCAAUGGACAUCAUUAGGCUGAAUAAUCUUGAAGAUACGAUUACCCUAGUCAAAGGAAGAAUUGAAGAAGUUGAUUUGCCUGUUGAGAAAGUGGACAUUAUUAUAUCUGAGUGGAUGGGCUAUUUCCUUCUCUUUGAGUCUAUGCUGGAUUCUGUCAUUUACGCAAAGGACAAGUAUCUGGCAGAGGGAGGCUCAGUCUAUCCAGACAUCUGCACCAUUAGCCUGGUGGCUAUAGGUGAUAAGAAUAAACAUGCAGAUAGACUAGCUUUCUGGGAUGAUGUGUAUGGCUUCAACAUGUCCUGCAUGAAGAAGGCUGUAAUACCAGAAGCUGUUGUGGAUGUAGUGGAUCCAAGCACACUUAUAUCUGAAGCCAGUGUCGUUAAGUGUAUAGACUGUGUCACAACAUCCAUUCCAGAUCUGGAGUUUUCUUCGGAUUUCACUUUAAUUAUUACUGAAAACACUGUGUGUACGGCGGUUGCUGGCUACUUCGAUAUAUUUUUUGAGAAGAACUGCCACAACAGUGUCAUGUUCUCGACGGGUCCCCGGUGUACCAAAACACACUGGAAACAAACAGUGUUUCUCCUGGAGAACCCUAUUUCUGUAAAAACAGGUGAGGCCUUGAGAGGAAAGAUAACUGUCCUCAAGAAUAGGAAGGAUCCACGGUCCCUCAUUAUAACUCUUUCAGUGAACAAUACAAAACAGACAUACAGCCUGCAGUGAAAAUACUAAACAGACUUCAAGAAAUGCAAAUUUUAUAUGUAUCUGAUGUCAGUUUUUCUAAACAAAAAUUGUUUUUGGCUCAAGAAUACAGCAAGAGUUGGAACUGACUAGCUUAUCAUUUGUGUGGUCUUGCAAAGGUGAUAGAUGAGAUGAUGAUGAAACCAAAUCUGAGUGCACUUCCUAUAAUAUGGAGAGAAGGAAUGAAAAUGGUUUUAAUUUAGGUGAAUCUGCUAGAAAAGUCAGAUACGGCUCUGACAUUUACUUUAACGAUAACAUGCUGUCUGUAAAAUUUUAACUCAGCAGAGCAUAGCUUAUUCUUACUCUGCUCACUGGCAAACCUGAUUAUUCUCACCAAAAAAAGGCAAUCUUUCAUACUUUCUUGGCUAAGAUCAAAAGAGGGCCAAAUCCUGUGCAGACCUCAUUUUUAUUUGGGAACAAUUCAGUAGAAGUAAGUGCUUCAGGAUUUGGCGCAUCAUGCUCUAGUGAUGACUACAUUUGUUUUUAUAAACUUUGUAUUACUGUAUGAUGUAAAUUGCACUUGUCAAAAUAAACUACCAAAGUACA
Dermochelys coriacea (leatherback sea turtle) is the source of this 2269-nucleotide messenger RNA. RefSeq names its product protein arginine methyltransferase 3 (gene PRMT3). The coding region runs from base 119 to 1705 and encodes 528 amino acids. Lineage: Eukaryota; Metazoa; Chordata; Testudines; Dermochelyidae. Gene Ontology annotation, biological process: peptidyl-arginine methylation. The record is from RefSeq and is a predicted model, not a curated record. The transcript is spliced from 16 exons. Gene Ontology annotation, molecular function: protein-arginine N-methyltransferase activity. Gene Ontology annotation, cellular component: nucleus.